AUGUGCCACUACCAGCAGCAUGUGCUCGUUGCCAUUGCCCUGAUGGUCAUGGCUGCUCCAAUCCUCCAAGGCGUCUCCUCCAAAGAAUUGCCUCGACAUCCGGUGACGACGGCUUAUGAUGUCCUCGCUCAGAACAACUUGCCACGGGGGCUUUUUCCGAUCGGCAUAGAGUCCUACGAGCUCAACGCUGGUGGCGCCUUCGAGGUGACCCUCCCCGGCGAGUGCAACUUCAUUGUCGAGUUCCCUGAAAAGAAAAUCAAAUUCCGGUUUGAUAGCAGCGUCAGCGGCACCAUCAAUUCUGGAUCCAUCAGCCGCUUGUCCGGUGCCGAGAUUCUAGUAGAGUUGGAGUUGCGUGGGUUCAACCAGGUCAGCCGCGCCGGUAACCUGCUCAACUUUCACCUGGAGAAUUCCAUCGUCCGCUCAUUCCCUGUCAGUGCCUUUGCGCAAAGCGUAAACUGCACCGGUCUUGAACUUUCUGCCUCUUCAUUUGUGACGACGAAAGGUUAA
Molecule: messenger RNA, 507 nt
Organism: Sorghum bicolor (sorghum)
Lineage: Eukaryota; Viridiplantae; Streptophyta; Magnoliopsida; Poales; Poaceae
Exons: 1
Coding region: 1-507 (168 amino acids)
Source: RefSeq, a predicted model, not a curated record